Molecule: messenger RNA, 2241 nt
Organism: Fonsecaea multimorphosa CBS 102226
Lineage: Eukaryota; Fungi; Ascomycota; Eurotiomycetes; Chaetothyriales; Herpotrichiellaceae
Exons: 2
Coding region: 1-2241 (746 amino acids)
Source: RefSeq, a predicted model, not a curated record
AUGGAUACCUACGACUCGGCCGACCCCAUGAUCAACUUCCACCCUCUCCCAUACUCCUUCUUUGACAACCCGUCCAUGUUCGCGACGGCUCCCAUGCAAUCCCUCAAGCAAGAGAUGCCGCCAUUCCAGGAUCUGCCACCAGCUCUGAUUUCGUCGGGCUCCGCACCAUCGAUCCCCAGCGCUACGUCCUCCACGGUCGGUUCUCCAUACUCAGGUCCCUCACACACCGUCUCAAGUCAAGAUGGCUUUGAUCGCACGGUUUCUUCCUUUGGUCUGGGUGUCAUGCCAGCUAUCGUCAAUCACGAGGCCUUUUCGCAAGAUGUCCUGGGAACUUCCAUGGAAGCCGAGCUGUCGAUGGGGAGCCAUGAGAAGCUUCCCGACAGUUUUGUGGGUGAGUGCGCAGAUCUUUCCUCUUCUUAUCCUCGACCAGAGACCGGUGCCAUUUUCAAAGCCCAAUCCGUGCAGCCACUUUCAUCAUCUAUUAUUGCUUCGCCUGAGUCGCUGUCUAUCCAUACUUUCUUUGAUCAAGGCGUGUCCACUGUGCCUUCAGUUGCUUCCCAAUCCGGGGUUUCCACUGCUACCCCGUCCCCUUCAUCCGAACAGACUCGGGCAACACCGACUUUCAAAUCUCCCACCACACCUGCUUCAGCAUGCUCCAGGCAAUUUUCCGCUAUUUCUCCUGUCAAGGCGAGAAACUUUCCUUCAACCUCGCGCUCACAAACAGCUCCUGUUUUCCACCCUCACAUGCUCUCCCGUGACGCGCAAACCGCACCACAGCAACAGCAACAUCACACGAGCCGUUUUCAAUCUCAUUUCUUUGCCCAAAGCAGUGGUAACUUCAUGCCCCCACUGGAAUCAUCCUAUCCGUCCUUGAUCCAUGCUUCUAGAUCGUAUGGCGACACGAUGUUCGCUGAACAUGGGGUUUUCGCACCCAGCUUGCACUCUUUCACCGCCACAUCUCCUUCUGGCUCACCAGCUCCAUCACCGCAGCCAUACAGCGUUUAUCCCCCAGCCCAAUUUUCCGAACCUCUUACCAAUACCAACUACUAUCACCAGCCGCAUUACAUGAGCCGACGACCUUCGCUAGCUUCCUAUGUAUCGGGGGUUUCACACCCAAGCCCAACCUCAGAAAUCGAUGAUGACGGUCGGGACAAGGGCCGAUGCCCACAUCCAGAGUGCGGCAAGGUUUUCAAGGAUUUGAAGGCUCAUAUGUUGACCCACCAAGCCGAACGGCCAGAGAAGUGCCCGAUCCUGACUUGCGAAUAUAAUCAGAAAGGAUUCGCCCGCAAAUACGACAAGAAUCGGCACACUUUGACUCAUUAUAAAGGUACCAUGGUAUGCGGAUUCUGCCCGGGAUCAGGCUCCCCAGCCGAAAAGAGCUUCAACCGAGCCGAUGUCUUUAAGCGUCACCUGACUUCUGUUCACGGCGUCGAGCAGACACCACCCAAUAGCCGAAAGCGCAGUCCAUCGGCCAACAACCGAAAGCUCUCCAGCUACUGUCAAGACGCUACUGGCAAAUGCUCCACCUGCUCAGCGACCUUCAACAAUGCCCAAGACUUUUAUGAGCAUCUUGACGAUUGCGUGCUGCGCGUUGUGCAACAAGAGGAGCCUUCCGAGGCGGUGAAUGUUCAGCAUCUCUCACAAAUCAGCGCCGAUAAGGAGGUCCAAGAAACCCUAGACCGUCACAUGAUCAAGACGGAGGAGGCCCCAACCAGCUUCGAUGACGAAGAUGAUGAGGACGAUGAUGAGGACGACGAAGAUGACGAGGAUGAUGAUCCGUCGUUCAACAGCCGAUCCGGCAAAGGCGCACUGAAGUCCAACAAGUCCUCUGGAUCAUCGCGAGCAAUCAUCGGUGGCGGUAUCUCCAAACCUGGCAAGUUUUCGAAGAAAGGCAUGACAUGGUCCAAAGGCGGAGUGGCUCUUGUCGGGAAAGGGCGCAAGAAGAGAAGGCACUAUCCGCCGUCCUGGGGCAUGUCCGCCGAGAAGAUGCGCAUGAAGAAGCGCGUGCUUUGUGUAUAUGAUGGUCAGCGACGUCUGUGGAAAGAUGACAUGAUGCUUCACAACGAAUUCGAGGUUCGGAUGACUCUGCCGGACGGCAAGAGCUAUGUCACCGACCUCGACGUCGAGACCCUGAAGCGAGCCGAGGCCUUCCACAACGCCACAGCUGAAGAGAAAGGCCCCUGGAUUCCGACCACGGAGGAUGAGAGUCAAGGUUUCGACCUCAAUGCUCUCAUGGCCUAA